GGCCCAACCUGUUCUCCUGGCUGGCUAGAAGCUUUUUAGGCAUUUAAGUGGCUGAUCCAUCCCAUCCUGGAUGACAGAGCAGCAGUGAUACACUGAGGAGGAGACAUCCGUCGCUGGGCUUUACUUAGGUGGAGGAGUCUCUGGCAGCAAUACAUGAUAACCUUGCUGUGGUUUGGAGUUUUAAUGAUUUCUCGUAUUAUGGUCUAAGCUCCAUGACAUGUGGAUGUAAAUACACCUAAGAAAUAAUGUUUCAAGUGAAGACCGGGGACAGCAGGAGUGCAAGCUUUUCAGAAAGCCUCAUCCUCGAUGACGCCGAGGAAGGAGUUGUCAUCGCGGGAAUCAAAGAUGACACACUGGCUGCAAAAAGUGGCCUGCAAGCCGGGGAUGAGCUUGUUGCAGCCACGAUACAUCUAGACCACCUCAAUAAAAAUGAGGUAAUGAACAUCCUGAAGGUCCUUGAGCCAUAUAAUGACAAUAUGAAGGUUGUGACUAAGAAGGACUUGACUGCCGGUGCUGGCCUCGGCUCCUUGGGCUUCGGGCUCAACAACUCUAAACAGAUGCUCCUAGAGGAGGACCUGUCACUGGAUCUUUCAGCUGGGAAACCAAACGCUUUCCUUGAUGGCCUGAGUGGAAAUCUAAAUGCUGCACAGGGGUUGGGGGGUGAAAUAAAGGGUCCCACUCUCAAUGGAGACCUUCCCAGUCUCAGUGUAAAUAAGCCCUCAGCUGAUAUCAAAACAGAUCUAGGUGGAACCCUCAAAACACCUGAUGUCAGUGUCUUAUCGCCGCAAGUCAACACUCCCAGUGCCUCGCUUGAUGUUGACAAACCAGAAAUCAAGACAGGCACCUUGAAGUACAAGGCCCCUGGGUUCAAAAUGCCACACUUCAAUUUUCCUCCAGCGAAAAAACCAAAAGCAGACAUAGAUGUGUCUGGUGACGUAGAUCUCCCUUCUGUCAGUGGUAAUGUGGAGACGCCAAAUGUUGAGUUGUCAGGUUUGGACCUAGAUAGGCCAAAGUUAGACCUAAAUGGUACUGGUAGAAAGUGGCACCUUAAAAAAUGGAAAGGUCCCAAAAUUAAAGGACCUGAUGCCCAUCUAAAUGCUGACCUGCCAGCAGCUGAUGUCAACCUCCCCCAAGCAAAGACUGAUGUGGAUCUUUGCACAGCAGAUAUUGAUGUUAACUUGCCCAAAGCUGACAUCAAAAGCCCUGAUCUCGAUGUUCAAACCCCAGAGCUUCACAUUGAUAGCCAUAAAUUCAACUGGCCUCACAAGAAAUGGAAGAAGCCCAAAUUUCAGGGGCCUAAAGCAGACUUUGAUAUGGAUGCAGAUGUAAACACACCUAAUUUCAAUCUCUCUGCUCCAAAGAUUGAGGGUGACAUUAAUGCACCAAAUGCUAAGGUGGAUCUCCCCAAAGCUGAUCUUGAUGUAGAUGCUCCAGAUGUUAACAUUGAUCCUCCUUCAGGAAUAAAAAACUGGUUCAAUCUGAAGUUUAAAAGAAACAAACUUCAUACCCCAAAAGCUGAUGUGGACCUUGAUGCUAAUCUAAGCACACCAGAUGUUGAUCUUUCAGAUCCAAAAAUUGAUGGUGGGAUUAGCACAUCUGACAUUGAUCUGAAUUUACCCACAGCUGGUGUUGAUGUUAAAACACCUAAUGUAAGCACUGAAGGUCCAUCUGGAAAGUUUAAAUUCCUUUCUCUUAAAGGUUCAAAGAAGUCAUUCUCAGGUCCUAAGGUCAGUGGGACAGAUAUUCAUUUGGAUUCAGAUGUUUCAGCCUCAAAGAUUGAUGGUGAAAUAAAUGUGGAAGAUGUCAAUCUAAACUUACCAAAAGCAGAGCUGGAAGGAAAUGAUGUUGACAUUGAAGGCUCCACUGGAAAAUUCAAAUGGCUCAAAAUGCCCAAAUUUGGUACACUAAAAGGUCCGAAAGCAGACAUUGAUGCUGACAUGAAGGUACCAGAUGUUGACCUCAAAGGGCCUGAUGUGAGAGCGCAAGAUGUGAACCUUGAUGCUGGGAUUGAUGCUCCAGACCUCAAUAUCAGCACGCACAAUGUUGAUGUCAAAGGUCAUGAUAUAGAUGUUAAUGGUCCACAUCUUAACCUUGACCCACUUGAUGUUAAGACAAAGUUACAGAAACUCAAAUUGCCAAAAAUCAGAGGGUCAAAAGUAAAGGGUCCUGAAUUAGACGCUGAUGUAACAGCAGACCUAAAAGCACCAGAUUUAUCCUUCAUUGACCUACCUAAAGUUGAUCUGGGUCAAACAAAUGUAGACCUAAAAGCACCAGAUUUAUCCUUGUCGCCACCAAAAAUUGAAGGCGGACUUGAUACAACAGGUCUUGACAUUAAUUUACCAAAUGCUGAUGUCAAAGGCCCUGAUGUAGACAUUGAAGCUCCAGAGGUUGAUGCCUCAGUUGGGAAAUUCAAGCCACUUAAAAUAAAAAUGCCAAACUUUGGCUUUUCAGGGCCAAGGGUAAAGGAGCCAAAGGUUGAUCUUAAAUUAGAUGGUGGUGUGGACCCUAAUUUGCCCAAAAUCAAUGUAGAGAAACACAACCUGGAGCUACCAAAAGCAGACCUCCAACCUAAUCUCAGUUUGAACACAUCAGACCUCAGCCUGUCUUCAUCAAAGAUUGAUGGGAACCUUCCACUGUUAAACGUACAGACUAAGCUCCCAGAAGCUGAACUGGAAGCACCUGAUAUCACAGGAAAAGCUGUAGAAGUGGCAGACUUCAAAGGACCUAAUGCACAGUUAAAAAAACCUGAGCUUGAUAUUGAUCCACACCUUGGUGACUUUACAUUGCCUCAUUUCAAACUACCAGAAUUAGAUCUUUCAAGUUCUGAAGUAGAGGUUCCCAGUCCCUCAGUUGAGGCUGGAGUAGAGACACCCAGGGUCAGCAUAGGCGCUGCUACAGCAGAUGCCAACACCUCUGUUCCUGCAGUAGAUGUGAGUUCACCAACGUUAAAAGGGGAUAUUGAAGGACCAAAAGUAGAUGUGAAAGCUCCAGAUGUCGAUAUCAAUCUUGAAAAGCCCAAAUCGUCACAUUUCAAGCUUCCAAAAUUUAACUUUUUAGGGUCUAAGAUAAAAUCUUCAGAGGUUAAUACCAAUGCAAAUUCUGAAGAGGGAAGCGGUGUUGACUCUGAAACUGACACUGAGGUGGAGGUUCCUGCAUUUGUAUUCCACAGACUGCCUAGGAACAGCAUUGAUGUCAUUGGAGGAAUUGCUGAUGCUUUUGACUCACCAAAGCCUGACACAGAUGAAAAGGACUAUGUCAUCAGCAAAGGGAUCCGCUUGCCAGUAGUAAACGCAACAUCGAAAACAGGAGAAAAGAUUGAUAUUAUGGAAAGAUUGAAAAUGGCAAGGGAUAAAGCCCCCUCGACUAAUGUCUCACCAACUGAAGAGAAAAAUGAUUUUGGUCUGAAGUUCGCUGCCCCAAGCCUUGAUGUCGGUGGCUCUACAGAAGCAGGAGAUUCUGCUUUAGUGAGAGGAGGUACUUUCAAAGUAGAAAAGCCAGACUCUGUGGUGGGCCUGGUAGCCCCUGAAAUUUCUACUGAAGUUUCAGAUGAAAAUGACAAAAUGUCCCUCAGCCUCUCAAAUAUGCUCGGCCUUAAUAUCAAGGAUUGA
This is a messenger RNA of Stegastes partitus (bicolor damselfish), 3608 nucleotides long. RefSeq names its product neuroblast differentiation-associated protein AHNAK. Gene Ontology annotation, biological process: regulation of RNA splicing. The coding region runs from base 246 to 3608 and encodes 1120 amino acids. The record is from RefSeq and is a predicted model, not a curated record. NCBI's taxonomy places the organism in Eukaryota, Metazoa, Chordata, Actinopteri, Pomacentridae. Gene Ontology annotation, molecular function: protein binding. Gene Ontology annotation, cellular component: nucleus; cytoplasm; costamere. The transcript is spliced from 6 exons.